This is a messenger RNA of Myxocyprinus asiaticus (Chinese sucker), 3460 nucleotides long. RefSeq names its product CTTNBP2 N-terminal-like protein. Bases 73 to 1605 code for a protein of 510 amino acids. The transcript is spliced from 5 exons. NCBI's taxonomy places the organism in Eukaryota, Metazoa, Chordata, Actinopteri, Cypriniformes, Catostomidae. The record is from RefSeq and is a predicted model, not a curated record.
GAACUUCGGUGAAGCCGAUCCUCAUCAACGGUGCUGCUCGAUGAGCGAUACUGGAAACUGAUCAAACCUGGGAUGGCACCCACAACGGAGUCAAGACUGAACGUGGAGGCUUUGAGUAAGAGCGAUGUGCUGGUACUCUUCAGUGUUCUGGAAGGGGAGCUGGAGGCCAGAGACUUUGUCAUACAGGCACUCAGGGCACAGCGCAGAGAUUCCUAUAUGUGGGAGCGAUAUGGCAAAUACAACCUGAGCGAUCCCUUCCUGGCCCUGCAGAGAGACAGUGAGGUCCUCCAGAGCUCCAGCCAGGCCAGGGGAGACGGAGGAGGUUCCUCUCAGAGACAAGAGGGGGUCUGUGGGGCCACGGCUCGCUCGGAUCCUUUGGCGGUGCUGAAGUUGGUGGUUGGACACUGCAGAAGGAUGCAGGAGAAGAUGCUGAAACAGCUGGCAGCUGCAGAGAGCAGACACAUGAGGGUCAUUGCUGAUCUGGAGGAGGAAAAGAGAAGGCAUGCUGAAGAUACUGCAGAGGGAGAUGAUGUCACUUACAUCCUUGAGAAGGAGAGAGAGCGCCUCCUGCAGCAGUUGGAAUUUGAAAAGUCGAGGACGUCUCAGAUGGAGCGGGAGAACAAACGGCUGCACGAUCAGUUAGAAGAUGAGCGUGUCCAGCAUAAACAGCUCAUAACGGCACUAAGUCGGGAAUGCAAGCGUUCCGGCUCCCGUGCACAUGAGGAGUCCCAGCGUGCCAAUGAACUCAGCCAUCGCCUUGAUCGCGAACGAGCAUCCAACCAGACUCUGUUGGCGGAGCUGGAGGAAGAAAAGAUGCGGGCUAUGCAGAUGGAGGCCAGAAGAGAGGAGCUAUUGGCCGAGAUUGACACUGAAAGAGAGCAGCUUGGGCUGAGAUUACGAAAGGAGGAAGCACGUUGCAAGGAGCUACAGGAAGAAUUGGAGAUGUCGAGGAGAACGAUGAGCAACGGAGCUUUUGAGACAAUUGUGGAGAAAUCAAACAAGACCCAACCAAAGAUGAAUGGACACCAUGUUCCAGCAGAAGAAGAUGGGCACUCUGAGAGGCAAAGAAAGGAGAAUGUACCAGAAAAUCAAGCCAUCUCUCCUGACAUGCCCGGUCUACAAGCUGCGUACCAAGCUGGCAUCAACCAGCGCUUCCAUGCAGCACGUCAUAAAUUCCAAUGCACCCCUGAUCCUGAUACCCAGACCAUCCCCUCCCCUCCACCUGGUGCACAUGACCUCUCUCCCAUUGUUGCCCAUGUAGCUCAACCAAACAGCACUUCUCCUAAACAGGUCACCCGCAGCACGGUCACCCACGCCCUGAGUCGUUUCAGCACUCAGCAAGGUUCCAGCAAACCUGCCGCCCCCAACAGCUCCCCUUACGGCACAGAUUACCGCACCUUGGCCCAUUCCGGGAUGAUGUCUCCCACUAUCAGGUCUCCAACUAUUCCCAGAGCCGAGAGAGGAAACCCACCCCCGAUCCCACCCAAGAAACCAGGCCUCGCUGAAACUCCACCUUCUCCGGCCACUCUCCGAGCUAAUUGUGGACGCAUCAAUAACCCAGACAACAACAAAGAACCAGACCUGUUGCUGUCGUUUAACAGCUAGCAAGCACAAAGCAUCAUGAAUAUGAUAUUUCAUACUCUACAAGGCCAAAAUUAUGUGGACAUUGUCUUUUAAUUAACAAGUUUGGCUAUUUCAGUAAUUUCAGUGAAGACAAAUCUUAAUGCUACAGAAUAUAAAGGAGGACCAACUUUCUAUUAAUGCCGAUGGUUUUGAAAUGUAAAGAAUGUUCUGCGUUCAAAGCCAUUUAAGCUCAAUUAACAACAUUUGUGGCAUAAUGUUAAUUACCAUAAAAACGUUUUGAAUCAUCCCUUGUUUAUUAAAAAAAAAAAAAAAAAAAAAGAAUCAAAAAUUGCAGUUGCAGUAAGUAAUUUAAAGUGGAAGGGAAUGGGGCCAACCCAUAAACACUCAAAUAAAUGCUGUUUCGAAAGUAUAGCCACAAAACUUAAAAAUUAGGUGUAAAACAUAAUUUUAGUGUAGUAAAAUCAGGAAUUUACCAGCGUUAUGGCAUUUACCAGAUUACAGGGUUUGCAUGUUACAUCGUCAUGACAACCAAGUUGUAAUAUUGGAUAUAUAUUUACACAGAUAAGAUUAGUAAGCGAUUUUAUCAAGCUAAAAUCAUGUUAACAGGCAUAAUGUUUGUGUCUUGUGGCUAUACUCUUGAAACCGUGUGUAUUUUAACAUUUAUGGACUGGCCCCAUUUACUUCCAUUGCGAGUGCCUUACUGCAAGCACAAUUUUUGCUUUUUUGCUUUUUAUAAAUGAGGGUUGAGUCUAAAUUAUUCUUUGUGGUAAUUCAAAUUCGGCCAUAAAUGCUAUUGAUUAAGCUUAAUUUGUAUUGAACCCAGAACAUUGCUUUAAAUGCUCAAAAAACACAUGCAUGUUGUGUUGGGCUGUCUAUAUACUGUACUUUUGGACAUAUAUAGACAUUUUGGACGCAUGACCAUGAACUUGUCAAACACUGUUUGUUAUUUUUUGUAGAGGACAUUUCAGGAUCUUUUAAUCAUUCAAACAUAUAUUAUCUUUUGUAACAUUGCAAUGAUAAUCUCAUUGGUGUUUGCAUGACAUUUAACAUUAUCAGAUGCAUUUUAAUUGUGUGCAUGAAUUUAAAAACAUAUUAUACAUUCUGUAUGUUACCAAACCCUACAUGACAAAGUCACUUGAUUUACACUGACAAUCUGGAACCAACUUUUAUAAAUAGAUUAUAUUUAUAUAUUUGACAAAUAUUUAUAUACAGUAUACAGUAUACACGAGAUGACAUCUGAAUAGUUUCAUUUUAAUUUCUCCCCCCAGUUAUCUAGUUUAUACACUGAAUUGUAUAUUUAACAGACUGCAUGUACAAACAAUGAAAUGCUUUCUCACAAAAGCAGUUUGUUUUUGUAGAUCUAAAAAAUUCAAUUUAAGCCUAAAAUUUUACAUCAAUUUUUACGUGCUUGCUCUGAAUCAUAUAAAUUGCACACUUGUAUCACCUUGUUCCUGGAACAUUCUGUUUAUUUUAGACAUUUCUUUUUGGGAUCAUCUGUUUGCUGAUAUGUAUGUUAUUUUUCAUAAACCAAGAUUAUUGUACUUAAUUAAUUUAGCAUAUAAUUGAUUGUUAUAAUAUUAUGCUUGUUGGCAUGGGUUGAAACAAAGUAUUAUGGAUUACAUGUAAAUUGCAUUAUAUAAUGCCUUAACCCAGCCAGGAGGGGGCACUGGCUGGUAAAGUAGCACAUACAGGUACAGUAUCACCCAUCCUCAGCCAUUCAUAGCCUAUGUUAAGAAUGGAAUACUAGCAGACUGCAUACAGCACAGUAUACACUGUAUACUUAGUGCCUACUGUUUUUAUAAUUCUAUUUGGAACGGUAUGCAUUUUGCAACAAUAUUUUGUUAUCAUAACAUGAAAUAAAAUCAUAUAUUUUUAA